Molecule: messenger RNA, 972 nt
Organism: Aspergillus fijiensis CBS 313.89
Lineage: Eukaryota; Fungi; Ascomycota; Eurotiomycetes; Eurotiales; Aspergillaceae
Product: LysM peptidoglycan-binding domain-containing protein
Exons: 4
Coding region: 1-972 (323 amino acids)
Source: RefSeq, a predicted model, not a curated record
AUGACACUGAUCAACCGCACAAUAUGUGCGCCCUUGUCUUGCCCAAUUACUACAGUUGACAUUGACAACAACAUCAUUACUGUUGCUGAGUGGGUUGCGCGGUAUGCGAAUUUUACUCUUACGCAGUUUCUGACCUGGAACCCAUACAUUGGACUGAGCAUUAUGGCACACGGAGAUACGGUGUGCUCUGGUCCUCCGGGUGGUGCUUAUGUUGUGCCCUCCGCUACUGCUUCGGUGAAAACGAUAUAUACCACAGCAGCAACCCCGACAAGUCCUGUUCCUUCUGGUACCACUGCUGAGUGUGGCUUAUACUAUACGGUCGCAAGUGGUGAUGACUGUGCUUUAAUCUGCGAAGCAUACAGUCUAACACUGGACCAAUUCAAGUUAUUAAACCCUUCGAUUAAUGCCACUUGCGGCAAUCUGCUAGCAGGUGAUGAUUAUUGUGUUGCGCCUAUUAAUGGAACCUAUGUCACAACGACGACACCAACAACUACCAUUUCCACCACCGCAAGCUUUGUCACUCCUCCUAGCGCGACCGUCACCGGCACCACCUCCGAGUGCUACCAAUAUUACGAAGCGCAGGCCGGUGACGGCUGCGACAGUAUCGAGUCCAAGUACGGGCUCACUCAGGCCGAAUUCAUCGCUCUGAACACAUACAUCGAUUCCUCUUGCAGUAAUCUAUGGCCGGGCUAUAGCUACUGUGUAGCGGGAAUUCCCCUUGCUAACAUUAGCAGCAGCAUAACAGCUACCGCCACGACGACGACGACCGGUGAGGUCACCACCCCAACACCAACCCAAACGGGCAUGGUCACCGGUUGCACCAGUUUCUAUGAGGCGCAGUCCGGGGAUGGAUGCUGGGCGAUUGCGGUGGAUCAUGGAAUCACACAGGCUGAGUUUAUUGAAUGGAACCCGGAUGUAGCAUCGGACUGUAGUGGUCUCUGGCCGGACUACUACUAUUGUGUUGCUGUUUAG